AUGCCUAGCAUAUCCUCGUGGGACCACGCGAAAACGUCCGAGUUGGACCUGAGGAAGUUGAUCAGCUCUUCCCUAUCGGUGGCCCCCAGCUUGGUUCCUAUGCUUACUUGUUUUUCAGGGCUAAGCAAAGGAACAAGUUCGAGCUCCUCUGUUGGCGCAGAAGACUCCCUUUUGCCUUCUCUAGGAACAUUCGUUCGUGUCAAGCAAAAAUCGAAUUCGAGGAAGAAGAUCACGUCAACGGUCUACAAACUAUCAAUCAAACCAAUUCUCGAGCUCACUCAAGCCACCUUUGAUACCCUCAAGUACAACAAGGAUCACUUCCCAAGGGGUCGGAAGAUCGGAACCUUGGUGACUGACAAACUGCUCCUUGAGUCUGGGUUGUUAGAUUACAAUCCCUUGGUGCGUCCGGUUGAAGCUUCAAGGCCAAACUCCGAGCUCGCAAUGGUGUGUGGAUUCUCCAGCAGUGUGAAACGGCGCCUCACUGCCGACCUCAAGGUGGAGAAAGAACGCAUCGCCAACGGAGUUCUUCUGGAGGAAGCGUUAAGACAGCACCCUGACUUUGAUGGGUUUGCCAAGGACUUCAGCGAUGCAGGCUUCAAAUUUCUGAUGAAAGGCAUUGCUGCUGACAUGCCCCACCUCCAGAUCGACCUCGGCGAUCUGAAGAAAAGGUAUGCUAAGAAAUGGGCCUCCGGACUUGACGGUACUCCUGGCCCCCAGUCCCUGGUGGACAAGUACGCUAGGGAGCUGGACUUUGACUACUCCGACACAGAGGAUGAAGACGCUCCAAGUCAAGAGCCCGCUGAUGUUGGAACCACGCAAGAGGAAGUCCCCUCACAACAAGGCAGAUCUUAG
Momordica charantia (bitter melon) is the source of this 852-nucleotide messenger RNA. The record is from RefSeq and is a predicted model, not a curated record. NCBI's taxonomy places the organism in Eukaryota, Viridiplantae, Streptophyta, Magnoliopsida, Cucurbitales, Cucurbitaceae.